Paramecium tetraurelia is the source of this 899-nucleotide messenger RNA. RefSeq lists its product as uncharacterized. NCBI's taxonomy places the organism in Eukaryota, Ciliophora, Oligohymenophorea, Peniculida, Parameciidae. The transcript has 6 exons. The record is from RefSeq and is a predicted model, not a curated record.
AUGGCUGGAGAAAAAUUAUAAAGUUCAGGCAAACGCAAGUGUCAGCCUAAAUGCCCUGAACAUCAAUUCAAUCUCCAACCGAAAAGUACAAAAUGUUGGCUCAAACAUGUUACCAACAUUGAUUUUUGCCCUUUGUAUAAUGAUGCUUUAUCUUGUUAUGAAAAUAUAGUUCCUGUUUUCAAUUAAGAUGAAUAGCAAUGUUUACCAGGGUUCAUUUUAGAAGUGGAUCGAAAUGACUAUAUAAAGAGCAUGUAGAAAUAUAAAGAGGAUCAUUAAAAAAAAGUUUAGGAAUACACAACCAAAAAAACUAAAUUAUAAAUUCCUAAACCAGGCAGAAAGCACAGAUAUUGUGGAGUUUGUCGCAAACCUUACGCAGAUUAUUUGGAUCAUAUCAAAUCUGCAGAUCACAUAAACAGUUUUAAUAGACAUGAGUUUGUUCACGUGAUAUUAAAAAUAGUAAAUGAAGAUUAUAAAAGUAAGGAUGAAAAUAAAUUUCAAAAUGACAUCUGUUUUGAUGUAGCUACAUCUACAAUCCCAAAAAAAAGAGGACCAAAACCAAAAAACCCAGCCCCUUAGGCAGAACCAAAAAAAAGAGGUAGAAAACCAGCUGAACCAUCUUUAACUAAACGAAUAAAAACACAACCAGUUCAAGAAUAGUACAAUACCUACAGACCUCCAUAACCUCAAUACUACCAUAUCUUCCCUUUUCCAGCUCCUUUGAAUCAGAUGUUCGCUCAAUUGCCAUAUCAAUAACUUGUCAACAUUCCUUUCCCAAUACAGCUCGGAUAAGAACUCAAUUUAGAAAGAAAGAUUGAGGAUAUGAUUAUGGAUGGAUAAAUUGAAGAAGGCCCUCGAUUUGAUUGAAAAUAUAAUCUAAUAAUAAACAUAAUUGAAUUUUU